Molecule: messenger RNA, 1548 nt
Organism: Annulohypoxylon truncatum
Lineage: Eukaryota; Fungi; Ascomycota; Sordariomycetes; Xylariales; Hypoxylaceae
Product: MFS general substrate transporter
Exons: 6
Coding region: 1-1548 (515 amino acids)
Biological process (GO): dipeptide transport; transmembrane transport; allantoate transport
Cellular component (GO): plasma membrane
Molecular function (GO): allantoate transmembrane transporter activity; dipeptide transmembrane transporter activity
Source: RefSeq, a predicted model, not a curated record
AUGGAUGAGAAAUCGGCUAAUGAAGCUACCCCGAACCAUAUCUCUGGUCCAGUUUCUACUCGAGCGGAGGAAGCAUCCUCAAAAUCAUCAAGAGACCUUGACGAUGCGUACGAGCUUUACCAGAGACAAGAUGCUAUAGAUAUCGAUCCGCAAGAAGCGCACCAAGUGCUACGGAAAAUUGACUGGCAUAUCAUGCCUCUUCUGAUGGGAACUUAUCUGCUCCAAUACCUUGACAAAUCCACUGUCAAUUUUGCAAGCGUAUUCGGACUACAGCAGGGAACAAAUUUACAUGGUCAAGACUAUUCGUGGUCACUGUCCAUAUUCUACUUCGGUUACUUGGUAGCACAGUGGCCUGCUGGCUACCUUCUCCAGAGACUUCCAGUUGGGAAGUUCCUUGGCGGCACUACCAUAGUUUGGGGCAUGCUUACUAUUGUUACACCGGCUUGUAAGAAUUUCGCUGGGCUCGCCGUAAACCGAUUCUUGCUAGGUUGCUCCGAGGCUGUUGUGAAUCCGGGUUUUGUGCUAGUCCUUUCGAUGUGGUGGCGACAGGAUGAGCAACCGUUGCGAGUAACGACCUACUACAGCAUGAAUGGAAUAGCGGGAAUCUUUGGAGGUUUACUUGGGUAUGCUGGCCUACCACCAUGGAUGUACAUUUUCCUCAUAUUUGGCUCGAUAAGCCUGGCUUGGGGCAUUUUAUUCUUGAUAUUCAUGCCCGACAUUCCUUCUACUGCGCGAUUUUUGAACGAGAGGCAGAAAAUUAUAGCAGUUGAGCGAGUGACCAUGAACCGACAAGGAGUGAAGAACCACCAUUUCAAGUCCUAUCAGAUGUGGCAGUGUUUCCGAGAUCCGAUGACAUGGAUACUAUUCGUCAUGGCCAUUGCUGCGCAAAUCCCUAUUGCUGCGCAAUCCAGCUUCACGUCAAUCAUUCUAGAAACAUUCGGGUUCGGCGUACUCGAGACGCAGUAUCUGCAGAUACCAGGGAACGUGGUACAGGUUUGCUCUCUGCUCCUAUCCGGUUGGAUCAGCUCCCGAUUUCCUAAUUUACGCUGUGCUGUUAUGUUGAUAAGUAACUUGAUCUGUGUUGGCUGCACUGCGGCUCUCGUCGGAUUGCCAGUUGGCUCAGAUGGAACAGGAAACCGCUGGGGGCGAUUAGUUGCUCUGUGGCUAUGUUCAUUUAGUUCGGUGGGCUUCAGUUUGAGCAUGACCAUGGUAAGCAGCAACGUGGCUGGAUAUACGAAGAAACAACUCACGGGCGCUUUCCUCUUUGUGGGCUACUGCGUUGGGAAUAUCAUUGGGCCGCAGACCUUCAAGGACUCAGAAGCUCCAUUCUAUACCUCAGCUUAUAUCGCGAUGCUUGUCGGCUAUUGUGUGAAAACGGUGAUGGCUGCCGUAUUAUACCUAUACAUGUGGACGGAAAACAAGAAACGGGACAGGGAGGCUGCCAUACAUGGCGCGAGACUCUCAGAAGAACAGGAGAAAGAAGCUAUCGAACAAGGCAUGCAGGAUGUCACCGAGUUGGAUAACAAAGGCUUUAGAUACGUGUUGUAA